AUGUCAGAAAUCGUGCCUUUUACGAUCAAUGUCCCAGAUGCGCUGCUAGAGGAGACGAGAGUCAAGCUCAAGUACGCUCGUCUUGACGAUGCCAUGGUAUCCGUUGAAUGGGACGACCUUGAGAUCGGCCACACCGCGUUCAUGGAGCUCGUUCAGUUCUGGCGUGACGAAUGUGACUGGAAGAACUACGAAUGCUUCUUGAACACCUUCCAUCACUUCAAAACAACCAUACAGGUGCCCGGCUUUGAGGCCCUAGGUAUUCACUUUACUUUACCAUCGGUCAUCGAGGCCAGGCGCCCGUCCGCUUCUGUUCCUACAUGGCUGGUCCCGAAGAAAUCGCCCCAGAAGUUCAUUCGAUUCCAGAACAAAGACUACGAUGAGCGAGACCUGAAGAAUAUGGAGAGAAUAAUCUGGUUUGCCGCGCACGAGCGGGGCUAUCAAAUUAUUCAGGAGACCAAGUGUGUGACGCUCGGCUAUGGCCUCCACGACUCCCCAGUUACGAUACUCGCAUGGUUCGUGGGCAAGCUCAAAGCUUGGACGGACGAUUAUCCAAGAACCAUGGAAGAGCUAAUUAACUGGACAUUCAUGCACUAUCAGGGUAGUCCGAGCGCUGCGAUGCAGAUUUACAAAGAGGCGUUGGCUGUCGUGAACGAUGAUCCAGACAGCAUGGCCAAACGCUACGUUUCGCAACCAGUCGGUGGUUCUGUUUUCCCUAAGGAGCUAUGGAUGUCGCCUCGCGAGCGGAUGGAGAAGACUUAUAACAUUCAGUUCUGGCGGCAGAAGGACAAAGGCGGGCACUUUGCUGCUUGGGAACAGCCAGAAACUCUGGUGAACGAUCUGCGAGACUUCUCUGCAGCUGAGGGUCCAGUAUUUGGGAAGCACUGA
Messenger RNA from Verticillium nonalfalfae, 885 nucleotides. RefSeq lists its product as uncharacterized. Gene Ontology annotation, molecular function: epoxide hydrolase activity. The coding region runs from base 1 to 885 and encodes 294 amino acids. The transcript has 5 exons. Lineage: Eukaryota; Fungi; Ascomycota; Sordariomycetes; Glomerellales; Plectosphaerellaceae. Gene Ontology annotation, biological process: epoxide metabolic process. The record is from RefSeq and is a predicted model, not a curated record.